Molecule: messenger RNA, 1302 nt
Organism: Cyclocybe aegerita
Lineage: Eukaryota; Fungi; Basidiomycota; Agaricomycetes; Agaricales; Hemipholiotaceae
Source: the annotation of a GenBank genome assembly
AUGUCGCCUCCUGACGAUGUCUUCACUCGUGCUCUGGCACCUCCGUCCGAGACUGAGGAAUCGGACAGUGAACUGUCCCCGGAAGUUCCAGCGCAGAAGGAACUACGGACAAAGCUCCUUGCCUGUGAUCAGCGCUCUUUUCUCACUGGAUCUGCAGUCGCCGAUCUUCAGGCAGCACAUAUCAUCAAUGCUGUCCAAAAAUCAAACUAUCAGAUGCGCAAGAUGCGGGUGGAGGCAUUACUUAGCCAGCUGCGUUUACAUCAUCCCAGCCAGGGCUGGUUUCUUUUGGACGGUCCCAGCAAUGCGAUCCUCUUGGAACCAGGUCUUCGCUUUCAGUGGGACACUUACGGAACAUUCUGCUUUGAACCAGCCGAGCCUGAUGCGAAGGCUAUACUCCAUGCAAUGCGCCAGUCUAACCAAGACUGGAGGAAACGUUACGAAGCGACUCGCGGUGCACCAGUCAGGCCUCUGGAUACAACAGCACCGCCUUUUGACCAUCCGCAUUGGGACGUCGUCAUCCUUCAUCCGCACGCCCUGCUCCCAGAUGGCCAGCCAAUCUUAAUCUCCCAAACCCGGACCUUUCACCUUCCAGGGCAACCGGUACCAGAAUGCGGACUAUCGUGGAAAGGGUGGAUUCCCUCAAUCGAUCGUCUUUGUUCGAUGUCUGAGCCUCACGAGUCUUUCCCUCCCUUCACUGCCCAGGACGUGCGUAAGCAUUUCAGUUGCCCCAGCAUUUCCACUCUCGCCAUGAUUACCAACGCACAUUGGAAAUUGAAGCACUUCAUGGAGAAGCACGGUGCUUCUGCUACGCCCCGCGUUCAGAGUACGGCUGCGCUAAUGUCCGAUCUCGUCACAGAGAUCUUCUACGUGCCUCCUGGGUACCCUGCUAUCAUUUCGAUUGACACUGCUGUGCGAGACCGCAGCGGCGGACGACAAUCGGCGACGGCAUCAACCCAUUAUCCAGGCGCACGACGCACAACGAUGCUAGAUCCCUCUGACGAAGCCUCUGCACUGGCGAGUGGAAGCAGAUCUUCUGGUGCGCCGCACUUCGAGGCUUCAGAAGCCCCCGAAGAAGAGGACGAGGAUGGGGUAACUAACACAGAGUUCCGACUACUUUCAACACAGGCGCAGGAUCCAGCGCUUGAUAGCAGGCAGCGUGCCAACGCAGCGAUGAUGAUGCUCUUUGGCACACGCCGACCUGCAAAUCCCUAUGUCGAGAGGACUCAGGCAAUCGAGGCUUUAACCAAUAUGCCUGGAGAUGGUGAUUCCGGUGGAUACCAACCUGAUCAGAGCGACAACUGA